Molecule: messenger RNA, 768 nt
Organism: Acanthaster planci (crown-of-thorns starfish)
Lineage: Eukaryota; Metazoa; Echinodermata; Asteroidea; Valvatida; Acanthasteridae
Source: RefSeq, a predicted model, not a curated record
AAUUUUGGCUCUGGGCCUACUCACUGACAUGACUAACAGAAGUGAUUUGCAUAUUUGUCAAUCAAUAGAUCUGUGCUUGCCUGCUGCUUUGCCUGUUCCAAGACAACUUCCUGGGUCUCUUGAACGUCAGGCUAGCAGGAUUUUUUUGUAGCACUCCGAAGGUGAUCACUAUGAAGCACCUUGUAAUUUUGUUGACUCUGUUUGCCUGCAUUGGAACAAUCCAGGCCCUAAAAUGUUACGCUUGCAACUACACCAAUGCUGUUCCCACUUACAAUAGCUUCUGCGAUGUGAACUUUAAUAAGAACGGGUUCGGUGCUGCGGCAUCCAUCGUGGAGUGUGAUGGCGUGUGUGUCAAAGCGAGCGGUGGAAUUGGUGGCCUGGUUGGAGUAGAGCGGAAAUGUGACACUUCAGAGAAUCCGGAUUGCCCCAAUGCUUGUGGGUCAGUGGAGGGCACCACCAUUGGUGGUUGUAGGCACUGCUGCAAAGAAGACCUCUGCAACGGGGCCACCUUGGUGACCUUUAACCUUCUGACCCCGGUUGCCAUGUUGGUUUCUGCCUGGUUGGGCUAUUAAGCCGGGGUACAGUCCACUAAUUCAAGCCCCUUUGAAACCAGUGUAAAAUCAGCCUAGCACUGUUCAUGGCCUAAUAACAUGCACGCCAACAUCCCUGAGAUCUCUGAAACACGUACAGAUCUUGUCUGGUCACUAAUCUUUCAAUUUCUUUUCAAUUUUUUGUGGGUUAACCAAUUACAUUUUUAAUUAUUCCCAC